AUUGGAAUAACUUCCAUAUCUCAUCAUCACACCUGUGAUUGGGGGAUCGGAUUCAUAUGGCACAUAAUCUCGAUUGUCGCAGUUUUGGCAAGUAGAAGCGCUCAUUUAAUUAGAAUUAUAAAGUUUUCCUCCGUUGUGUUCUAAAGAAAUAAUACAGAAAUCUUCUCAAUUCUCUCCCUUUCUCUCUGACAUUGUUCAGACCCCCCCAAAAAAAAAAAACCCAAAAAAAAAAAACUAGAAUUGAGUAACCAAAUGUCUCAAAUAGAGACGGACGUCGACGGAGGAUGGAGAGGCAAGCCGUCGUUUAUGACGUGGACAGCGCGCGACGUCGUCUACGUGACGAGACACCAUUGGAUACCGUGUUUGUUCGUCGUCGGAUUUUUGUUCGUCUUGUGCUUGGAGUCCACGACCCAGAUGGUCCCCGCGAGUUCUCCGCCGUUGGAUCUAGGGUUUGUGGCCACGCGCUCUUUGCAUCGCGUCUUGGCUUCUUCACCGGAUCUUAACACCGUUUUGACCGCUCUAAACUCGGUGUUAGGAGUGAUGCAGAUAACGUAUAUUGUUGUAUGGGCAUGGUUAUUGGAAGGACGACCACGGGCCACCAUCACGGCUUUAUUCACGUUCACUUGUCGCGGCGUUCUCGGCUACUUUACUCAGCUCCCUCUUUCACAGGAGUAUGUAGGGUCAGCAAUCGAUUUCCCGGUAGGAAACAUCUCGUUCUUCUUCUUCUUCUCGGGCCACGUCGCCGGCACGACCAUCGCAUCUUUGGACAUGAGGAGAAUGCAGAGGCUGAGACUUGCAAUGGUUUUUGACAUCCUCAAUGUAUUACAAUCGAUCAGGCUGCUCGGGACAAGAGGACACUACACGAUCGAUCUAGUGGUUGGAGUCGGCGCCGCCAUUUUCUUUGACUCAUUGGCCGGCAAGUACGAAGCCAUGAUGAAAAAGAGACAGUUAUAGGCACUAGUUUGGGCUUUAUUGAUUUCCAAAGACUAGUAAAUUAAAAAAAAAAAUCCCUUAAAAUGUUUAGUUAUUGACUUAUUGGUUCGCCAACGUUCAGAUUUUAGUUAAUAUCUGUUAAGAUUGGGUUAGUUAUUUCCUGCGUUUUCAAAGUUGUUCAUACACUGCCUCGAGUGUUGAGAAGCAAC
This is a messenger RNA of Thlaspi arvense, 1142 nucleotides long. Lineage: Eukaryota; Viridiplantae; Streptophyta; Magnoliopsida; Brassicales; Brassicaceae. The record is from the annotation of a GenBank genome assembly.